AUGCUGUCAGUUCUUAUGGCUAACGCUGCCGUACAGUAACGUUACCUGCCUAAAGAAUAAAGCGAUGUGGCAGCUUGAGGCUAGCGCUGUCUCUCUAUCAGGAGAAAUUCCCGACGAAUGCACAGUCACUGUUUCACGGAAAAUGAAAAUACAUGGAGUCAUUUGAGAGCCAUGCGUUUUCUCCCACAGUUGGCAGGCAGGUAUUUUCCUACAGCCAGGCGUCGCACUGGGAGAGCAUCAUUCCGUCUGGCUCCGCCGCUGUCUGCUGAUGUAGCAUGAAUGCUAGCUAACUUAUGUACAUGUUUGUAUUUAUCCGUGGAAGCGCCGUUAACAGGAAGCCUUAAAGGGGGGUUUAAUUCCAGGAAUUGCCGCCUCAUGGGGAGCACACACACGUCCCUCCAUAAGUCAGAACCUCCAGACAGAAACUCUGAGUGACUGUUCCGUGUCAGGAGACAUUUCCUGAACCGUUGUGGGAACAAAACGAGGUGACAUUUCUUUUCAAACUCGACGUUAAUUCAUUUGAAGUGCGGUGCGCCCUUUCCCUCUGCGGUUGGUCUUGUACGCAGGUCAAAAAAACUUCAGGUAAGGAAAGUCAUGCAGGGUAAAAUCAUGUGGACCGGCACUUCAGACAGAGGACCGACCCAGGUCUGUCUCCCUGGACCAAUCAGAGAGUGUUAACCCGGGCCAGAACCUCCAAACCUGACAGCUCCAGCACCAUGGGACACUAAACCAGCGUUUUCUACAUCGACUGCGAGGAGGACUUUACUGCUUCUGUCUCCAGUUGUGCAUUGGAACCUCGUCAUGACAGGGCACAUCUGUCAGCUAAAGGAUGUGGACAAGACAGAAGUAAUACACAAGCUAACAUGCACAAUGUAUUAGGAUCUGGAGUCCUUGGAUGACUGUACAUACAUAAGUUGAUGAGGCAUUGCUGCAGGAGACCGUGGGAUUACCUUUGGUACAGAGAAACCUGUGAUCACAUGAUUUAAUUGUGCUGAAAUCAAAUACUGUGGAAUUAAUCUUUUCCUCAUUCAUUUUUAUGGACCCAGACCCCCUGGAUACUCCCCCUCUGGUGGUCCCUGGACCCAACUUUGAGAGCCACUGGAUCAGUGAGCUCUUGUCAAAACCCUCUGUGUUUUCUGCUGUCGCACUAAGAAGGAACCUUUUGACCAUGCACUAAAGCCUGAGCUGGAAGCCUUAGAGAGAGUCAAGUUUACACGGAGUCAGCCAUGCCUAUCAGGAAAAAAGACACGGCUCGAGCCCUGGGGCUUUUGGAGGAAUACUGCACUAAACUGAGGAAGCCGGAGGAGCUGCAGCUCAAAACUGCCAUUCAGAGAGUAAUGGGGAUUUUCAAAAGCAACCUGUUUGAAGCUCUUCUUGAUAUCCAGGAGUUCUAUGAAGUGACACUGCUAAACACGCAGAAAAGCUGCGAGCAGAAGCUGGAGGAGGUCAACCACAUGGCGGACAAGUGGGAGAAGAGUGUCUCUGUACAAAACUCUGAGCUUGCACACACUGCCUGCCCAGCAGAGGAGAGGGAGCAGAGCAGCUCAGAACCCAGUGGGUUGGAGCAGGGAGAGAGCACCAAGACCUCUGUGAACAGGCCACCAGCAGUACAGGGGUCACCCCACAACGGCCAGACCCCACCCUGCAUGAACCCUGCCUUGAUGAACGCUCCCUGGCAGUACCACUACCAAGAGGACGACUCACCGCCUCUUGACCAGGGAUUCCCGCGGCUCACCAACGAGGUGCGCGCCCCCGAGCUUGUGCAUGUGUCUGAGAAGAACCUGUCAGAGAUCGAGAAUGUUCAUGGCUACGUGUCCCAUUCCCACAUCUCUCCUCUCAAGCCUGCACUGGUUACCCGUUUUGAUCUUGCAUACCCGGGUGUGACCACAGCAAACUACAUGGCCAGCCCUGCCCCAAUAAUCGUCAACACAGACACUUUGGAAUCAGUUCCUUAUGUCAACGGCACAGAAAUUGAAUACGAGUUCGAGGAAAUCACUCUAGAGCGGGGAAACUCAGGGUUGGGCUUCAGCAUUGCCGGAGGGACAGAUAACCCACACAUUGGGGACGACCCCGGCAUCUUUAUCACCAAGAUCAUACCUGGAGGAGCCGCAGCAGAGGACGGACGCCUGAGAGUAAACGACUGCAUCCUGCGGGUGAAUGAUGCAGACGUGUCUGAGGUUUCUCACAGUAAGGCGGUUGAAGCCCUGAAGGUUGCAGGCUCUAUUGUCCGGCUGUAUGUGCGGCGCCGCAGACCAAUGCUGGAGACCAUCAUCGAGAUCAAGCUCAUCAAAGGACCAAAAGGGCUUGGCUUCAGUAUUGCAGGUGGAGUUGGAAACCAGCACAUCCCUGGUGACAACAGCAUAUAUGUCACCAAGAUCAUCGAUGGCGGGGCAGCCCAGAAGGACUGCCGACUACAAGUUGGAGACAGGUUGCUAAUGGUGAACAACUACAGCCUGGAGGAAGUCUCUCAUGAGGAGGCUGUUGCCAUUUUAAAGAACACGUUGGACGUGGUCUAUCUAAAGGUGGGGAAGCCCACCAAUGUCUACCUAUCAGAUCCCUAUGGGCCUCCUGAUAUCACACACUCUUUCUCUCCGGCCAUGGAAAAUCAUAUCUCUUCCCCCGUCAACAGUGGCACUCUGGAGUACAAGUCUGGCCUCCCCCCCAUCUCCCCCGGGAGUUAUUCCCCCCUCCCUAAGCACUUACUGGGGGAAGAGGAUAUAAACAGGUUGGAUGGUUUUUCCUUCUUACGAAAUCCUUCGCUAGAUGACGGGGAGGGUCACAGGUUUGAUUCCCAGCAUUUCCAGUUGAGGCCUCCUGAGCCAGUUUACAGCACUGUGAACAAACUAUGUGACAAAGCACCCUCCCCCCGACACUAUUCCCCAGUGGAGUGCGACAAAAGUCUCCUCCACUCCGCCCCCCUCCCAAACUAUCACUUAAGCCUGUUCCCUGACUCGGACAUCACCAGGGAACCCAGGAAGGUGGUGCUCCACAAAGGCUCCACAGGCCUGGGCUUCAACAUCGUGGGCGGUGAGGACGGCGAGGGCAUCUUCGUCUCCUUCAUCCUGGCAGGAGGGCCCGCUGACCUGAGCGGAGAGCUGAGACGAGGCGACCAGAUCUUAUCGGUUAAUGGCAUUGACCUGCGAGGAGCUACGCAUGAACAAGCAGCAGCCGCGCUGAAAGGAGCGGGACAGGUGGUCACCAUCUUUGCCCAGUACAGACCAGAAGAACUUGCUCUAUGCUCACCCCGACGGGCCCACUCUCCUGCACCAGAGUACGGGCGUUUUGAGGCCAAAAUCCAUGACCUGCGGGAACAGAUGAUGAACCACAGCAUGAGCUCUGGGUCGGGAUCACUGCGAACCAAUCAAAAGAGAUCGCUCUAUGUGAGAGCACUGUUUGAUUAUGAGAAGGCAAAGGACAGCGGCCUCCCCAGCCAAGGGCUCAGCUUCAGGUACGGGGACAUCCUCCACGUCAUCAAUGCCUCUGAUGACGAAUGGUGGCAGGCCCGCCGUGUGACCCCGCAUGGGGACAGUGAGGAGAUGGGUGUCAUCCCCAGCAAGAGACGGGUGGAGAGGAAAGAGCGGGCACGUCUAAAGACUGUGAAAUUCAACGCCAAGCCUGGGUCAUUUGAUUCUAAAGGGUCAUUCAAUGACAAACGUAAAAAGAAUUUCAUCUUUACACGAAAGUUCCCGUUCUACAAGAAUAAAGAGGGUGAGCAGGAUGGCAGUGAUUCAGACCGGAGUCAAGAGGACGUGAUUCUCUCAUAUGAGCCAGUGCUGCGGCAAGAAAUUAAUUAUGCCAGACCCGUCAUAAUCCUGGGACCAAUGAAGGACAGAAUCAAUGAUGAUCUUAUAUCAGAGUUCCCAGACAAGUUUGGGUCUUGUGUGCCACCUGCCAACAGUUCAGGGCACCAAGAUACCACCCGGCCGAAGAGAGACUACGAGGUGGACGGGCGAGACUACCACUUUGUGAUGUCCAGAGAGCAGAUGGAGAAGGACAUCCAAGAGCACAAGUUCAUUGAGGCAGGACAGUACAAUGAUAAUCUGUAUGGAACAAGCGUCCAAUCUGUAAAAUAUGUGGCUGAAAGGGGUAAACACUGUAUCCUGGAUGUGUCUGGAAAUGCCAUCAAACGACUACAAGUAGCACAACUCUAUCCCAUUGCCAUCUUCAUAAAACCUAAGUCUAUUGAUUCAUUAAUGGACAUGAAUAAGAGACUGACAGAAGAGCAAGCCAAGAAGACAUUUGACAGGGCUUUGAAGCUGGAGCAGGAGUUUGGUGAAUUCUUCACAGCCCUGGUUCAAGGAGACACCUUAGAGGACAUUUAUAACUACUGCAAACAGGUCAUAGAGGAACAUUCAGGACCCUAUAUCUGGAUCCCCUCAAAGGAGAAACUAUAAUAACUCAUCACCCUGGAAGGGAGUCUGGACUGCUAGAAACUAGUAAUAAGUUGUAACAUAUGAUAACUGUGUGGCGAUGAUUAGUCUUCAUAAAUAACUAUUGUGAAUAUAUUUUGGGUUUUUUUUAUCUUAUUUUCUCGUAUGUUUGGUUAUUGCUUCAUUUUUUUCACUCAACAUGAAUGUUCCUGAAUGUAUACCACAAAGUGUUAGGAAAUUUUAGGUCUUGAGACAUGAAUCGUUUGUAUAUUUGUUGAUUUUUAAUUUGAACAAAGAGAAAACAAAUAAUGUAAUGAAAACUGAAUAAAUAUGGGGUGUGUGUGUCCACAUCAGUGCUGUGCUGAAUCGCAGACAGUAAACUGUUGUUGGCAUACACAGAGUUCUCUGCUCCUCUAACAUAGGAAGGAAAGUAGGUAUUCCAGCUGCGACACCAUUUCCCUCCCCCUCCCCUCACCCUGCGGCAAAUAAUCAUAUGAAGUUUGAUGUUUUAUCUGAUUUUGCAUCCCCUGAACACAGCUUCACUUUGUGUUUGUUUACAUUGUCGUUUCUUCCUUGAAUUGCUGUAAUUAUUUCUCUGACAUUGAGGAUGUGUGAGGAACAUGUAUUAUUCACUGUAAGAUUUCCAUGUGUUUUUUUUUAUUUAAAAGCAGACAUUGCUCAUCCAGCUGUUGCAUUGACAAUGAUGAGAAAAAGAGAGAAAGCUGCUAUCGGCAACAGAGAUGUAACACUAUAUUUUGCUACUUAAACUGCUAGAGGGCACAAAAGCACAGAAUUAUUUAUUAUUGAAAAUAUAACUUUGAUUAAAAGGUCAUUUACAGAGCAUAUUUUAUGUGAGUGAUGUAGUAUGUUGUGACUGUGUUAGGGUGGAUGGUGAAAGAGACAUUUGAUGUUUGUAUUUUGUAGACUUGGAGUGGAGGCGUGGUCUAAGUAGUGAUUAAAUUUAUACUGAACACACAUUUCUGUCUUUUGAAACUAAUAGUAGGGACAGUGAAGAAUAGAAAUACAAAAUAAAAGACCAAUACUUUUUGAAAUUAUAAAAAAUACCUUGUAGAAAAUGAAAGUAAAGUAAAUGCAGAAAUUGCAAAAAAUGCAGUUCAGUUAAACAUUAUGGAGUCGUUAAGGAUUAAACAAAAGGUGAGUUUUCCUACUUUACCUUGAAGAGAAUACUGAUUCAGAUGGCUUGUUCUCCUCGGACAGGCUGUUCCAAUCCUAAUGAGAAAGGUUUGAUGAUAAUGAUUGGAUUUAUAGCUUGUGGCCCUAGGCUGCAGCAGAGGAAUAGUGAAACAAAGUGGAAAUUCUGUACUAAAAAGACCUAGAAAGAUGCCCAGUUGCCCCAUGUCUAACUCAGACUGCGGGAUUUUGCCCCCCAUCAUUUACACUAAGUUCAUUAGGACAGGAUCUCUUAAUGUCCGGUCUGAACAGGAGGAACAGCAAGAAGAACCUGUUUCAUAUGGGCACCUGACAAGAGAGACAGACUUGAAAAAAUGUCUUUAAUUGUUAGAUAUGAAAAUGUAAAAACUCAAACAUACUGAUUAUGGACACAAUGUACAGUGUUAGUCAUUGGUGAGCCUAAAACACUUAUAUUGACUCUCAGGUGGAUCUCCUGCUCCUUGUUCAAACAGAACGCUGUUUUAAAGGUCCAGUGUGUAACAUUUAGGAGGAUCUAUCGUCAGAAAUACAAUAUUAUAUUCAUAGGUAUGUUUUAAUUUGUGUGUAAUCACCUGAAAAUAAGAAUCAUUGUGUUUUUGUUACCUUAGAAUGAGCUGUUUUUAUCUACAGAGGGAGCGGGUCCUUUCUGGCAGAGUUCGCCAUGUUGACCCGCCAUGUUUCUACAGUAGACCAGAAUGGACAAACCAAACACUGGCUAUAAAUUGGUCUGUUUUUUUAGGCUCACCCAUAAGUUAGCAUUGCCCUGGCUCCUUUGACACAAAACCAAUAGGAUGUUUUGCGAUUUUUAGAUUUUGGAUUUUUGCAAAAGAGAAAAAAGCUCUGUGGCAAACAAAGGUUACCUACACAUUGUUCAGCAACAUGACUUACAGUGUAUGAUUUUUGAAGCAUAAAUGCCAUCUCUAGAAUGGCUGUAAAGGCGUACAAGUGAGUAGAUAAGUCUGUGUUUUAGUGUCACCAACAACCUCUGUAGUCUCAUGUAGCCACUUGUUAGCAACCGCCUUUUUUAAGUCACGUAAAAGCUACAAAAUUAACAGGUGGAGUAUUUACUGACAUAUUUUAUUGCUAGUGUUAUAAUGCACAGAACUUCUGGGUCUGAGAGGUGAAGCAAAUGCAUAAGUGUCUUAAACCUGCAUUGUUUCUAAUGGCCAGCAGGGGGCAGCUCCAUUAGCUUAAAAAAAAAGUCUGAUUGUAUGGAGUCUUAUGCAGAAAUGAGCCGACUUCUCACUUGUUUUAUGAGCUCAGUAAACAGUUUCCUAAUGAGUGUAUGGUCUCAAUCUCUAGUUUCAGUCUUCUUCGAUACAGCAUCAUGUUCAUUUAGUAAAUGAUGGUCCCAUUUAGAGUAAAAUAGAUGAUAAAGCAGGGUAUUGUUUAGGGCGUGCCUUCCUUAUGAUUGACAGGUCAUUCUCAGUGAGUCCGUCCAGCUCAACGCACCAAACUCAGAUCAAACUGUCAAACUAGGCAGUGCUGAUCAAAAAUAAAUCAAGAUUCUGUUACUGUGUUGUAUCUCUCUCCUCAUUUGUCAGACGCAUAUUUUAGUGUACUGAUACAAUGUGUCACCAGGCGAGCCACCAUUGUUUCCUGCUACAGAUGAGUUGAAACCAAGCGCAGCCAGUGAUAGCAGCUCAACUUGCUGUACGUCACCUCCGUUGGCUCAGAAAAACCCAACAUGGCGACAACCAUGAAACUCUAGGCUUCAAAAUGCUAAAAUACCAAUGGGUGACAUCAUGAUUGGUUCGCACUUGUGUUAACCACAGACCUAAUUUCAGCUCACUAACCAAAAACCCAUUCAAAAAACGGAGGUGCAAAAAUAGUAUUUCAGUUUAGGAGCAGUGCUCCAUACAAAUGAUUGCAAAUUGAAACUACACCUCUAGAUGCCACGAAAUCCUACACACUGGUCCUUUAAAGCUACAGUCAUGGCUGACCUCUAGGACCUCUGGCUGACCUCUAAUCCUUGCCGGACCCCUUUUAACUUACAGAUCUGGUUUAAAAACACCUUUAAAUGUUCAGCAGAACACCUGACAGGACAACAAGGACCAUCCUGAAUCAGCCAGGAGACCUGGAUGAAGCUUUCUCAGUAUUUAUUAGCCUAGAGUUUAGUUUUAGGAGUGGAUGAGCUCUGAUGUCCUGAGCAGACACACGAUACAAUAUAAUCCACUAUGUAUAGUUUACUCACCAGUGGCUUGCCUUGUUUCAAAGGGCAUACAAUAUAGUACCUCGCUUUGUUAAAAAUAAAAAUCCAUUAUGUACUUAAAGCACUUGGAAUGACUAAUGCAUCUACCAGUGUGAUAACCUUCCUGUUCUGUCUAACUGCAACGCCAUUGGUCGUUAGAUUCCCAUGACUACAAUUUUUGAGUGAUAUAUAUUCGAGUAUUCCUGCUGUUUGAUUUAGACAGCAUGUUUCACCCCAACCUCUGAUCCAGUAAAUAUAGUAGUUACAUUAAUGCAGGUAUGUUUCUAAUCAAUAGGACGUUUCAAAAGUGCACUUAUUCAUUGUUUUUGGUAAACAGGCACUGUAUGAUAACAGUAAUUAAUACAGUUUUUAAAGCAAUUAUAAAUCAAAUCCACUGAUUAUUGUGUAAGAUGGCACAGUGAAACCUGAGAAAACUGACUGGUGGACCACGUACUGUAGGCCUACCUGUAGUAGCUUAAAACAUUUCUCCUAAUGAGUGUGUACCUUGAAGACGAUGUUUUUAUGUACAGAUAGAAUCAUAUUUCUCUUUCAUCCCUUGUCAUAGAUCGGUUGAGACUUUUUCAGCUCUGAAUCAACUCUAAUGUUUCCUUUUUCUAUUUGCGAUAUGUUUUGAGACAUCUGCCGUCAUUCUUUUGCAAAUUUUUCCAUAACGUAUUGGUCACCACUUGCCUUAACAGAGAAGGUUUACUGUAUAUCAGAAAUUAAAGCUUAUAAAUGUACCUUUCGUUUGAAAAUAGAAUAUUUUAUUGAAUCUUCCUUCACAUUUAACUCCAGUGAAAGAAGGCUGAAUCAGAUCUAAGGUAAAAGUCAUUAUACUGAGGGUGUUGAUGCCUUGUACUGAUAAAGUUAAAGGCUUAACAGAUCUUUUAUAUUAUGUAAUUUUAUCUUACAAAUGAGCGUUUCUGUGGCAAAAAGAUUUUAAAAUGGUUAUGAUGAGAUCAAUAUUUUGACCACUGUUUUUCAAAAGUGUUACUGGCCAGCAAUAUGACCAGAUGUAAAAGAAAAUAUAUCUUCAUACGCUGGCUCGAUACUAAUGCUAAACCUAAUACAGUACUUCCAAAGUCAUUGUGAGCAUUGUAACACGUGAUAUUUUACAGGCCGGUGGGGAUUUUUGUGUGGAAAUGUAAAGGAUGUCUGACCUAUGCAUGUUGCAACAGUCUUCUGUUUCCUGUGGAUGUGCAAUAUUCAACGCAACUGAAGCAUUGGGGUAUCUGCUGUGUUAUAAGACAUGAUCAAACUACAGAUUUGAAUCAUUUAAUCAGACUUGUGUCUAUUUUAAACUUAAAUAAAAACACUGUUGUAAGAGGUGUUGUCCAAGAAAUAUGUUUUGGUAAAUACACAUUGCCUUUUCAAUCAGUAGUAAAUUCAUGAUUUAUGAUCGACGUUUCCUGUUUCCGUUCAACAAUAUUUUUAGUAUUGUUCUCUUCCUGGGUUAAUAUUGCAUUGACAUUGUGUCCAUAUUCAGGGGUUGCAUCUUUAGAAGAACACUGCCCAUGAAGGUGCAUCCUUCAUUAAUCAGGGUGUCCACAGGGUCUUAAAAAAUCCAAUAACCUGAAUCUGUCUCAUGUACUACUGUCAGGAUAUAGUGAAAGUUUCAGAAAAAACCUUACAGCAGCUUUAAAUUAAUAACUACAAAACAAAACCAAUGUGGAGGCAAUACAGAGUUUCCUUCAUAUGCUUUGUGUUUGUUUUUUUAUCAAUAUAGAUGUAGGUCUUAAAUUGCAUUCAUAAUAAUCUUAAAAAGGUUUGUUAAAGUCUUAAAUGUAUCGCGUUGAAACGUGCAGAAACCCUGAUUAAUGGUGGAUGGUAAUGGUGCUCCUCAACAAUAAGGUGGUCCAACUGGAACCAGCCUGGUUUAACCUGUGAUGACAGAGUGGACUUAAUGGCUUCCAUUAUUUGCAUCCUACAGUGCACUGGCUUUUCCACUGGUCUAGUUACCAGUGACUGAUAAAUACAGUAAGAUCUCACAUGAUACUUCCUGCUUCAUUAGUUGGUGACGUUCGCCUGAACAUUCCAUUAAACAGCAGACCUGCAUGGAGAUUUAGUUGGGAUUUGGAGGACAAAAUGAUUGUGUCCUUCAAAUUUUAUGGGAAUUAAAGCUGCAUUCCCUCCCUAGUUGUGGAGGAGAAACUGGUCAGGCCACAAGGUUGGGCUAAAGUUGCCUGAGCAACAGCCCAUUUGCCCUCCGUGCCUGAGCUGCCCCGUGCAGGUUGUGCCUGCAUAAAUAUGACUAGCCCCUACUUAAAGUUAGACCAAUCUAAAUCACCAUGUCAUCCAAAUUUUUUAACUUUUAGAUAAGCAUGUCUUCUACUGUGUCCCAACACAGAGCUGGAAAAACAACAAAAAACCAUGAUGCUAAGCGAUAAAGUGAUGACCUUUGUCCCCUGUCUUGUGACAUUAUAGCAUAUCAACAAUGAGUGUCAGUCCGAGGUUGUCAAUUACCGACGCUUUGGUACAGAAGCGUAUUGCAUUCACUUGUUGCAUUCACACAAUUAUUUGUGUUUUUCAGAGUAAUUAUUUCUGUUUUUAUGAGUAAUUUAUUUUUUGGUCUGUUUUUCGGACUAAUUUUUUUUCUGAGUUUAGAGAGCAUUUGAAACAAGAGACGCAUUAAUUCCUUUAUUGAGAGCUCGAUUUAACGGAAACAAACAUGAGCGGCUUGUUUAGUUCAAUCAAGUUAUACUUUGAUCUGGGUUUCAGACACUGGGAGAUAGCCCUGUCUUUAAGUCAUGUAGAUGGUAUUAUCAUUAGUUUGUCGACUCUAUGCAGGCACCUGAGGACUUUGUGGUUGUUCAGAAGGAAAGCCCAUUCAGAUCUGCUAUAUAGCAAUAUAUACAUAGCAAAAUUGACCCGGUACGGUAGAUAGUUGAAGAUGGGGCAUGUAUGUGCGGGCAGGAGUCACCAUAGGUCCAUGGGAGUCACUUGCAGGUUGGAGGUUCUCGCGGGAGUUUGAAGUAUCUCGAUAAUUCAGAAAAAACAAUUACUCAGAAAAACAGAAAAAAUUAAUCCGAUAAACAGAAAAAAUUACUCCGAUAAACAGAAAAAAAUAUAAAAAAAAACAAACCCAAAAAUAAAUGACUCAGAAAAAUAGAAAUAAUUACUCCAAAAAACAGACAAAAAAAAAAAAUUACUCAGAAAAGGGUUUUUUUUUUUUUUUCAAGUGAAUGCAAUACGCUUCCGUACUUUGGGACCAGGGACUGAGGCUCAAAAAUCAUGCCGUUAGGAAUGCUAGAACGAGUCAGAACAGAGCCUGAUUGUUUCACAGAUCAUCUGUCUCAUGUACUACUAAAGUCAAAGUUUCAGAAAAUAUGACAAAUUGUUAUUUUUAUAAAAGUUACGUACUGCAGUUUAAAUGACGGAUGUUUUUUUAUUCUCAGUUUGCAAGCUUCAAAUUAAUUCCAUCAUUUUGUACAUUGAGUCUCACAUGAAAUGUGGAAUAACUUUUUGCAGGAAAACACUUGCUAUGAUCAUUUCCAAAAAGGAUUUGUUCAAGAAAUGUUUACAAAUUAUCAAAAACACAAAUAGUUAGGCCAAGUUUUCACAUGUUCAGUUUUCAUUAUUGGUGGAAAGUUGACUGCACCUGAAGAUAAGCUGCUCUAUAUGCAUGUAAACCUUGGUUUUAUUCAGUGUUGUUUGUAAACCUUCAUGUCUGUUCAAUAACAAGAUGCUGUGCACUUAAGAUGAAGCAUAUAUGCCAUAUCUGAUUUACACAUUUGACUGUUGGUGUUGUUUUGGAGUGAUGGACAUACAGGACACACUUACACUUACAUACAUUUACAUUUACUUCUCAACAGCUGAUUACGUUUUUUUAUAUAGAUGUUUUUUUUCUGACAUUUUCAUUUAUUUAAGUUUAUGAACAUGGAGAACAUGGAAGUUGUGUUUGCAUUAUGCUACUGUAUGCACAUCUGUUUGCUUUAAUGACCUACUUAAGAGCAUCGCUGUAUGUAUUUAUAUAUAAAUACUUACAGAGAUACAUAUAUCCAGUAUAUAUACACAUUAUUACAGCAACCAUCGUUUCAAAAGGAAAUUAAAAAGGGUGAUAGUU
Dicentrarchus labrax (European seabass) is the source of this 11794-nucleotide messenger RNA. RefSeq names its product discs, large homolog 2 (Drosophila) (gene dlg2). Gene Ontology annotation, cellular component: postsynaptic density membrane; neuron projection; neuromuscular junction. The transcript has 30 exons. Gene Ontology annotation, biological process: chemical synaptic transmission. The record is from RefSeq and is a predicted model, not a curated record. Bases 1227 to 4394 code for a protein of 1055 amino acids. Lineage: Eukaryota; Metazoa; Chordata; Actinopteri; Moronidae. Gene Ontology annotation, molecular function: kinase binding.